CGAUAGCGCAUCUCCGCUUACCAACACUGGCCGAAACACACAUAUUUUUAAUAAACGCUGUUUUCGACAAAAUAAGGUUUUUUUUCUGCUCAGAGGUCGAACCGGAGCCGCCAACAUGAGCAUGGAGGUGUGCGGCAGUGUGGUUACCAACAGCAAGUACGAACUUUUCCGCCUCAAGUGCAUCUACUGCACGAUAGAGAGCGAGCUCAAAGAUUGGGAGCUGUUCAUCGUCCAUGUAAGGACGGCCCACUUCUGUGACGAGGAGGACUUCGGGCCCAUUGAAGCCAAACACGACGCAAAUGAGCAAGAAAUGAACUCUGGGACUGGGACUUCGGAUCCCGCCAUCGCCUAUGGCCCGGACGACUUCUUCGAGGUGAUCGACAACAUCAAUACAGAUGAUCAAUGGCUGCAAGCUGAUGGCGACGAGGUCCAAUACUUGGACGAUGGCACCACUUGGUCUCAGCCCACAGCCGACUUCGGCGAGUUCAUGUCAGAAGCGCCAACCGGAACUAAAGCCAAUGAAAUGGUUGACUCCUCCCAAAAUGAAAUCCCCCUUAACGGCGAGGACGGCGAAUGCAGUGACUUUUAUAUGUCUGAGGAUGACCUGUUACCCCAAAAAAGAGUUGGACGACCCCGCAAACGAACUAGACCAGGACAGGUUUUUAAGUUCAAAGUGUCGUUCAUUCGGAGCAACCCCCGGGUGCUGCAUCUGAUACAUGCCUACAAAGAGCACCCCUGCCUAUGGGAUCCCUCGGACGAGCACUAUAAAGACGAGCCAGCACAGAAUAUGGCCUACGAGUCAAUCAUUAACCGCAUGGACAUCAAGGCCAAUGUGCUUCUCACCGUGGAAGAGCUGAAGAAAACAAUCGAGCAGCUGCACGUCCAGUACACGCUGGCUUUGGAGUCGAAGCAAAAGGGAAAGCUGGUUGGCCUGGCGGCGCGCUACUUUGCCAAGUGCGAGUACCUAAGUGUGGCGCCCGGCAUAACGCCCAAAGAGACGGAGGAGGACGAUGACUUAACUGUCAUUAAGCUUAACUUUAAGGAGGAAAACCUGGUCACAAGCUCCUUUAUAGAGACGUACGCCAAUUAUCCUGGGUUGUACAACCCCGAGCUACCGCAAUUUGGAUCUGUAGAGGAGCGCGCCACUGCUUACAAAAAGAUGGCCAAGGAAUUUCAGCCGGUGGUGAAGGCCAACGAGACGGACGUGUACAUCGCGGUCAACAAGCUGCGCCGCUGGCUGUACGACGCCAUGCGUCGCCUCAAGUCCAAGGAGCUGAUCCAAAAGUGUAGUAAGCAGGAGGUGCAGUACCUCCGCAUGUGCAGCUUUCUGCCCCCCAAGGGCUCGGAGAGCACGGUGCUGUACUGCGACUACUGCGAGAAGCGCUUCCACGGCGACUACAACCUCCGGGUGCACAUCGUCAAGGCGCACCAGGUGGGCGACCUGCCCUACCUCUGCAACCUCUGUCCGCGGCGCUUCGACCGGCAGGUGGACAUGGACCGGCACAAGCUUCGAACCCACUUCGAGCGGAAGCUGAGGUGCCAGUAUUGCGAGAAGAGCUUCGCCGUGGACACCGACCUGAAGGUGCACGUUCUGAUUCACACGGGCGAGCGGCCGCACGUCUGCGACAUCUGCGGCAAGACUUUCCGGCUCAAGCUGCUCCUGGACCAUCACGUCAACGGUGUCCACCUGAACAUUCGGCCCUACAGCUGCAACAUGUGCAGCAAGACCUUCCGCAAGAAGUUCGAGCUGGCCAACCACAUCAAGGGCCACUUGAACAUCCGUGAUAAGAAGUGCGAGUAUUGCGACGCCACGUUCUAUGACCAUUCUUCGCUCUCCAGACAUCGACGUAUUCAUAGGAGUUGAUGAGUUUUUGACUAACUCGAAGACGUAAUGGUUAGCUUCAGGCUAAAUAAUCUCGAUCAGUAAAAUUCCUUCGUUUAUCUUAAAGCAUUGAAUUAAUAUAACUUAAAUGAUUUUAUUCUACCAUUUUAAUCAUGAAAAUGAAAUAAAUAUUAUUAAUAUAA
Messenger RNA from Drosophila elegans, 2025 nucleotides. Its product is annotated as zinc finger protein 287. NCBI's taxonomy places the organism in Eukaryota, Metazoa, Arthropoda, Insecta, Diptera, Drosophilidae. Bases 116 to 1864 code for a protein of 582 amino acids. Gene Ontology annotation, molecular function: DNA-binding transcription factor activity; RNA polymerase II cis-regulatory region sequence-specific DNA binding. The record is from RefSeq and is a predicted model, not a curated record. Gene Ontology annotation, biological process: regulation of transcription by RNA polymerase II. The transcript is spliced from 4 exons.